UUUUUUGGUUGAAGUGCCUUCUUAAAUUAUUUUACUCUUCCUUCUUGACUGGCUUUGACUUGAAGUUGCCUCCUCUCUUGUUCUUCUUCUUAUUUUUGAAGACCUUUUCUUUUACUGGCAUGAAACCAUCAGCGUCCUCCACAUUUUGUUCUUCCUUGGCCUCAUAAUGUUUUCUUCCAUCAUCUUGAUAGUAGCCAUCGUUUUUGUAGUAGUUGUUUCUACCUCUUCCUCUGCCACCUCUGGCUCUUUCAUGCUCGAAGUUUCCUCUUCCUCUACCUCCACGGUCAUAGCCUCUGCCUCCGCGGUCGUAGCCUCUUCCUCUGCCUCUGUAGGCUGAGUUGGGAUGGCCUCUAUGUCCGCGGUGGGCUCCUCUGACUCCUCUUUGAUGGAAGCCUCUGCCAUAUCCUCUUCCGCCUCUUUUGUCAUAUGGCUGAUUAUCAUAGAACUUUUGUUCUUGUUCUUCAAGGGCUGCUGUAUCUUUCUGGUUUGGAGUGGCCUCAUCCUUCUCCUUGUCUUCUUCUUUGUUGGCUUCUUCAUCAUCAGAAUCUUCAUCGCCAUCUUCUUCAGAUUCAUCGUCGUGGUCGUCAUCCCAUGCUGAAUGCAUUGGCUUCUUUUGGUCAACAGCUGGCUGAGAUUCCUCCACAGGUUCAGGAAUUUCAACAGGAGCUUCAGGAGUAGCAUCAGCAGGAAUACUCUGGUAAGGAGCACUAGUCUCUUCAGGGGUCUCGAUUUGAUGAACAACUUCUUCUGCUUCUUGGGCUUUCGCUGCCUCUUUUGGUUCUUCAGUUUGUACAGGAGCAUUUACCUCAUUUUGUGGCUGAACUUGUUGAGGGUUAGUGCUCUGGGUCUGCUCUUGAGGAAUUGGGGUUGGCAUAACUGGGAAUUGUUGCAUUGGUUGUCCUGGCAUCAUGUUUGGCAUACCGCCAUACAUGUUCAUUCCCAUCAUAUCUGCUCCUCCUGGGGUCAUGUACAUAUGAUUUGUUUCAUUGAACUUCUGAUUAGCCAAAACACGGUCAAAAGCAUCAGCCAAACCGGCAUAAGUUAGUGGAGCUUGUCCAGCAGGUAUCAUUUGGUUCAUUUGCAUUGGGGUUUCAAUAGCUUCAUCUGCUCUGUUGACUAUCUUCAAGACUUUUUCUUUGAGGGAACCAGUUAUAGAUCCGAAAUUCAGUGGUGCUGAGGUAUAUCAAUUUGCAAUGUAGAUUUGCUUGAGGGCAAGACAUUCUUCAUCGGUGAAAUAAUCAGUUCUCUUAAACUGAGGAUUCAACAUCACAAAAGAGUCUACCCAAUGCCCCAUGACAUGGAUCAAUGAGUAAUAGCUAACUGCUCUUUCAAUAUCUUCAGUAGGAAUUUGAGGCUCUUGAGAUUCGAACUUCUCUUUAGUAUGUGAGAUUCCUUCUUCCUUUCCCUCAUCAUAUCCAGUCUUCUUGCCUUCAUCAUACCCAAGAUUUCUACCUUCAGCAAAUCCUCUGUCAAACUCCUCCUUCUUAACUGCCUCUAGGUCAACCUGUGGCUCUUUCUCUUCUGGCUCUUGUUGAGUUUCUGGCUCUUCUUCAUUCACUUCUUCCUUGACUUCUUCUUGCUUCUUAGAAAUUUCUGGCUUCUGCUUCCAGAUAAGUUUCAUAUGAGACUUGAAAUGCUGAGUGUACUGUGAGAUAGCGAAGUCUAGCUCUUCGAGAGAAGUCACAACCUCCUGUCUCUUGUUCAGCAUCUGUUGUUGUUCCUUAGUAAGCUUGGAUCCGUCACUGGUCUUUUCUUCUGUUUCUUGAAUUUUAUUCCACUUCUUAACGUACUUCCUCAUUCUGGUGUAGAGGGAUUUGAAGAACUCGUCUUUCUCGGUGAGUUCUGCAUGUUCUUCCUUGAAUUUCUUCAGGAUUUCAAAGCUAGCAUUAAAAUCUUUAGUUUUUCCCAUCUUAGGAUUUACACUGAUUAUUUAAAUCAAUUAUUGAUAUG
This is a messenger RNA of Moneuplotes crassus, 1950 nucleotides long. Lineage: Eukaryota; Ciliophora; Spirotrichea; Euplotida; Euplotidae. The record is from the annotation of a GenBank genome assembly.